Messenger RNA from Trematosphaeria pertusa, 1782 nucleotides. Its product is annotated as anthranilate synthase-like protein component I. Gene Ontology annotation, molecular function: anthranilate synthase activity. NCBI's taxonomy places the organism in Eukaryota, Fungi, Ascomycota, Dothideomycetes, Pleosporales, Trematosphaeriaceae. The transcript is spliced from 9 exons. Bases 79 to 1782 code for a protein of 567 amino acids. The record is from RefSeq and is a predicted model, not a curated record. Gene Ontology annotation, biological process: L-tryptophan biosynthetic process.
ACGCACCGUUGCAGUACCGCGGAUUCGCACUCUCCUCACUAUUCUACAAGCCUCCAGAUCUCAUACAGUACGGGAAUCAUGGCGUCACAGCUCGGCGUCCAGCCUUCGCUCGACACCGUUCGAGAAGUUUUGGCUGCCGCGGUCGCAUCGCCCAAUCCGCCGAACCUUGUUCCUGUUUUUUCGUCGAUUUCAGCGGAGUUCCUCACACCGUCGAGCAUAUAUCUCAAGAUCUCUGCGAAAUCGAAAUCGAAACUAUCAUUCCUCUUCGAGAGCGCGGCAACCACAGAGACAAUCGGGAGAUAUAGCUUUGUGGGUGCAGACCCGCGCAAAGUUAUAAAGACCGGCCCCGGCCAUGGCGAGGAGAAAGACCCUCUACCUAUCCUCGAGAAGGAGCUCGCAAAGAGCCGCGUUGCGACCGUCCCUUCAAUACAACUACCUCCUUUGACCGGCGGGGCUGUUGGAUACGUCGGAUAUGACUGCGUCAGAUACUUUGAGCCAAAGACGCGACGCGACGAUAUCAAGGAUAUACUAGGCGUCCCGGAGAGCCUCUUCAUGUUGUUCGACACCGUGGUGGCGUUAGACCACUUUGCCCAGGUUGUCAAGGUCAUAACGUACGUCAAGGUCCCGGAGACUCUAGACGACCUUGCCAAGGCGUACGAGGAGGCAAAGGGAACACUGAAGAGAUACAUAACCAUACUCAAGGAUAAAGAGGUGCCCUUACCGGAGCAGCCGCCGAUCAAACUAGGGCAAGAAUACGAGUCUAACAUUGGAAAAGACGGAUACGAAAGCCAUGUCAGACGGCUGAAGGAGCAUAUUAAUGUGGGCGACAUCAUCCAAGCCGUACCGUCGCAACGGUUCGCGAGACCUACAUCAUUGCAUCCGUUCAACAUCUACCGCCAUCUGCGAAACGUCAACCCAUCGCCAUACCUCUUCUAUGUCGACUGCGAUGAGUUUCAAAUCGUGGGUGCAAGCCCAGAAUUACUGGUCAAGGAGGAGCUAGGAAGAAUAAUCACGCAUCCGAUCGCGGGCACCGUCAAGAGAGGCAAGACUCUCCAAGAAGACGCGGCUCUAGCGGAUGAGCUUUCCAACUCUAUCAAGGACCGGGCCGAACAUGUCAUGCUAGUCGAUUUGGCACGUAAUGACGUAAACCGCGUCUGCGACCCGCUCACCACACGUGUCGACAAAUUGAUGGUCGUGCAAAAGUUUUCGCACGUGCAGCAUCUAGUCUCUGAGGUCUCCGGGGUGCUACGACCAGGAAAGACGCGCUUCGACGCAUUCCGGUCCAUCUUCCCCGCUGGCACGGUGAGCGGUGCGCCGAAAGUGCGCGCUAUGGAGCUUAUCGCCGAACUGGAAAAAGAGAAGCGAGGCGUCUACGCUGGCGCUGUGGGAUACUUUGGCUACGGCAGCAUUGAUGGUGACAAAGAGGUCGAGGGCGCGAUGGACACGUGCAUCACACUGAGGACGAUGCUGGUCAAAGAUGGGAUCGCUUAUCUUCAGGCCGGGGGCGGGAUUGUGUUCGACUCAGAUCCAUACGACGAGUGGGUCGAGACGAUCAAUAAACUGGGUAUGCUUUUUGGGUUAACGCGCACGGGCAGACCGCUUGUUCUGACUCGCACUGUACAGGCGCGAAUAUGCAAUGCAUCACAGCAGCUGAGCAGAAGCAUCUCGGCGAGCAGACGGACGGCGAAGGCAACGCGCAGGACGACUCUAACUCGACGGCGCAGGCGGGUGGUGCGAAGACACACAUUUCCCUUGCUGCAGGGUAGUGUCUGCGCCACAUAG